Messenger RNA from Capsella rubella, 1068 nucleotides. RefSeq names its product probable glucan endo-1,3-beta-glucosidase BG4. Gene Ontology annotation, cellular component: plasma membrane. Lineage: Eukaryota; Viridiplantae; Streptophyta; Magnoliopsida; Brassicales; Brassicaceae. The coding region runs from base 1 to 1068 and encodes 355 amino acids. Gene Ontology annotation, biological process: carbohydrate metabolic process. The record is from RefSeq and is a predicted model, not a curated record. Gene Ontology annotation, molecular function: hydrolase activity, hydrolyzing O-glycosyl compounds. The transcript has a single exon.
AUGGGGUGUGCUAUAAUAUUUGGCUUUCUACUGCUCUUGUGCUUGUGCACGGCAGCUCUGAUCACGUGCACAGCAGUUCUGCUCAACCACAAUAAUGAUGACGGCUCAACUAAAGUGGCAGCAACUAACAUCGGCUUAAACUACGGUCUCCUUGGAGACAACCUCCCGUCUCCGUCCAAUGUGAUCAGCCUUUACAAGUCCAUAGGAAUCACUAAAAUCCGCAUCUUCGACCCAAACACUGAUGUUCUUAACGCCUUACGCAACCACCAAGAUAUUGGUGUCACUGUUGGCGUCAAGAACCAAGACCUAGCUGCUCUUGCGGCCAGCCAAGAAGCUGUUAAGGUUUGGUUUGCAACCAACAUCGAGCCUUACUUGGCUGACGUGAACAUCACGUUCAUUACCGUUGGCAACGAAGUCAUCCCCGGAGAGAUCGGUCCUCAAGUGCUUCCAGUCAUGAAGUCUCUCACCAACCUUGUCAAGUCGAGGAAUCUUUCGAUCUUGAUAAGCACCGUGGUGGCUAUGUCGAACCUAGGACAGUCGUACCCACCUUCCAAGGCAAUGUUCACACCUCAAGGACGUGAACAACUUGUUCCCGUGCUGAAGUUCCUGUCUCAAAAGAAUACACCAAUCCUCGUCAACAUCUACCCUUACUUCGCUUACGCGUCAAAUCCCGUAAACAUCAGUCUCGAUUAUGCCAUCUUCAACACCAAACAUGUCGUGGUCGAGGACGGGCUAAUGAAGUACUCAAACCUAUUUGAUGCGAUUUUCGACGCGUUCGUGUGGGCAAUGGAGAAAGAGGGCGUGAAGAAUUUAUCCAUGGUUGUGUCAGAGACAGGAUGGCCUUCGGCCGGUAAUGGAAACUUAACAACACCAGACAUCGCUGCUACGUACAACAGAAAUUUUGUCAAACAUGUUGAAAGCGGUAUAGGUACACCAAAGAGACCAAACUGUAGCAUCCAAGGGUUUUUAUUCGCGACUUUUAACGAGAAUCAGAAACCAGCUGGAACUGAACAAAACUUUGGAUUGUACAAUCCUACAGAUAUGAAGCCUAUCUACACGUUGUUUUGA